Molecule: messenger RNA, 822 nt
Organism: Heterostelium album PN500
Lineage: Eukaryota; Evosea; Eumycetozoa; Acytosteliales; Acytosteliaceae
Exons: 3
Coding region: 1-822 (273 amino acids)
Biological process (GO): protein localization to ciliary inversin compartment
Cellular component (GO): ciliary inversin compartment
Molecular function (GO): protein binding
Source: RefSeq, a predicted model, not a curated record
AUGAAUGCAGAGGAAGUGGUUUCAUUAGAAUAUAGUAUAUUUAGUUAUAUUAAUAAUGGAGAUGAAUCGAAAUCUAUAAAGUUGUUACAAGACGACCAUUCAUUGUUGUUUGCAACCGAAGAUCACUAUGGUCUCACCAUCUUGCAUUUAGGUGCACAAAAACGUUGGUCAACCUUUGUUAAACUUAUAUUGGAGAUCUCUAGAGAUUUCAAUGAUUUCGAUGUUGAUAAACUAGAUCUGAAUGGUAACUCUGCACUUCACUAUGCUUGUUCACAUUCAAUAGCAGAGUUAAACAAUACAAAUGUUGUUGAACAAUUACAACAACAACAACAACAACAACAAACAUCAAAUAAUAACAAUAACAACAACAACAACAACAAUAAUAAUAAUAAUAAUGAAGAAAAAGAAAUGAAUCAAUUGGAGAUAGUUGAAUAUUUAUAUGAUAGAGGUGCAGAUGUAAAUUUAAAGAAUAAGAUGAACUAUCAACCUAUACAUUUGGCUUAUAGUUCAUUCAAUUUGGCGAUAUGCGAUGACAAUAGUUUGGACGACAUGCAAGCCGGUGAGACUGCACUCAUCCACUGUGCUGCCAACCCAUCUAAACUGCUGCUACUCUCAACCAUGUUACAAUUUAUAAAGGAGAACAGUAAAAUUAUUAGCGAUGUUUUAGAGUCAAAGAAUGCAAAAGGUCAGACAGCAUUGUUUGUUGCAUGUGCACUGGAUUGCCAGGAAGCUGGUGUUGUGUGGCGCCGACGUGAAUCGACCGAUGUCAGUCUAUCCUCAGUCGACACCACUGCAUGUCGCGGUGCAGCUUGGCGAUCUUGA